This is a messenger RNA of Cinara cedri, 1674 nucleotides long. The record is from the annotation of a GenBank genome assembly. NCBI's taxonomy places the organism in Eukaryota, Metazoa, Arthropoda, Insecta, Hemiptera, Aphididae.
AUGUUAUUGUUUAGACUUAAGAUUAAAUUUAAUUUUCGUAAGUAUUCACAAGCAGCUGCAUAUGAUGCUGCUAUUGCAAGCCAAAUCCAUCCAGUUGUCAACCAAAAUUUGUCGUUUGCAAAAAGCUUGUACAUUGGAAAUUUCGUAAAAGAUGUAUUUAUCAGGAAAAGAAACGAUAAUAUCAUUACCACAAUACCAAAGUGUGAACCAUUUUUUGAUAUAAGUGUACCUAAAGAAUUCGGUGGUUUGGAAUUAUCUUCAGCUUCCAUCUCGAAAGCAUACCAAAAUAUUGGAUUAACUAACUUUAAAAAUUAUAUUGUCCAUGGUAAUGUUGUUAAAUGUAUUGAUAAAUUUGGGACGGAUGAUCAAAAGAAGAAAUAUUUACCACAACUAGCUUCUGGCGAGUACACUGCCUCAUUUUGUGUAUAUGAAGACAAACAUGGAUAUGAUAUUCAAUUCACAGAAACUGAAGCUUCCUGUAAAGAUAAUAAAUGGUUUAUAAAUGGCACAAAAAAUUGGGUAGAAAAUGGAAACCAAGCAAACGUGUUUAUAGUUCUUGCUAAAACUAUGGAGGAAUGUAACCGACCAGAAAACAAUCAAAAUUUUUUCACUGCCUUUUUAGUAAAAAAGUCCAAAAAUAGUGGUAUUACAAUUGCAAAGGAAGGUGAUCGCUUUAAUGUUACAUUUGAUAAUGUUGAAGCAGACUGUAUCUUAGGAUCUGAAAAUGAAGGUAUGAUUCUUUAUUCAUAUUUGUUCAGUGCAGAUUUACUAGAAUCGUCUUCUGCUACUCUUGGAGAGCUAAAGAAAAUUGUCAAAAGUGCUUCUCAACAUCUUGAAGUUCAUGAUCGACGAUCUAGUCUAAUUAGAUUAGGAAAGAUAAAUAGCCAUUUAUAUACCAUGGACUGUGUUUUGGAUUUUACUAAUUUGAUAGUAGAUUCGUUUGAUUUUCAAAACGAUUACGAGUUAAUUCUUGCUCGCUUAUUUAUCAAUGAAACAGCAUUUAAUUGUUUGAGUUUAUUGAAUGAUAUAGGACUCCAUAAGAAGUCUUAUAAAUAUAUUGAAAACUCAUUGUUGUUUGAAGGCAGAUCUAAUAUACUUUCAUUUGUUGGUGCUCUCCUUGGUAUUCAGCAUGCUGGUUUAUAUAUGGCAGAAGAUGUGAAAAAAUUACGAAAUCCAUUAUUAUUUCCCAAGUAUACAGUGAGUCACAUUAUGAGAAUCCAACGGUCUUUGAAAGAUAAACCUAAAUUACAUCAUUAUGUUGAAAAAUACAUGCAUCCAUCAUUAAAGAAACAAGCUUUGGACUUAGAAUACUGCUUGAGCAGAUUUCAAUUUGCUGUUCAAAGCAUGUUUAUCAAUCUAGGUUCUGACACUUGUUAUUUUCAAAUGGUACUUGAGAGAGCCAAUAAUAUUGCUAUGAAUUUGUUUGUCAUGUCAGCUGUAUUACACAGAGUUUCACACAAAUUAUACAGUUCCAAUGCAAAGUUAAAUUCCACUGAAUUUAUUUAUGCUAAUGUACUCUGUAAUAAUAUUCGUCAACAAUGUAGUGAAAAGGUAACUGAAAUAUUGGAUGCUCCAGAUAAUGUUGUUGAUCCGCACUUCAAAAAACUUAGCCAAAAUUGUUUUGCUGAGAAAAAAUAUUACUUUGAACAUCCUUUAAAAAGAAAUAUUAUUUAA